Molecule: messenger RNA, 1895 nt
Organism: Closterium sp. NIES-67
Lineage: Eukaryota; Viridiplantae; Streptophyta; Zygnematophyceae; Desmidiales; Closteriaceae
Source: the annotation of a GenBank genome assembly
GUCGUCAGGUUCAGUAGUCCGAUUCGUGUGCUUCCCCGAGCCUUGUCUCCUCGAAUUUCGCCAAAGGCUUGCCUAGGAGGCGUCGGUCCCAGCUUCUCUUCUACGAGAUUUUGUAGUUAUACUUGUCGACUAAGGUCCUCGUAUACUAGAUUCGUGCCAUCGCUAUAGACGUUUCACUCGGUGCUCUGCUUUCUAGUAAUUUCACUACCGUCGCUAUUCAUCUACGUUUUCGCGUGUAACGUCGUCGCCAUGUUCGUUACCGUUCGCAAUGGCCCUGACGACACGCCACAGCCGAUGGCCGUUCCACUGCCUCACUUCGCCGCGCCUCCGGGCAUGGCAGUCGGCCAACACGGCCCCGCACGUCGCGUGGUCGUCGCACAGCCUGCCUUCGUCGCACAGCCCCAGUUCGCGAACCCUAGCGACACCGCGAAAACUCUCGACGAACGGUUUCGCGCUCUAUCCGCGCAGCGCAGUCAGGCGGUCCGUCGCGCGGAGGCUAAAGCGCGCCAAGCCGAAGCACGCCAGUCAACACUAGCUGCGCAGAGGAAAGUAGCUUCCCCCGCCGCGCCCUCCGCUCCCCCAUCAGCGUCCGCCCGCGCGGGCGGAAAACAAUCAGGCGGGGGCGGGAGCACUCGCCCCAGCAGCGCUGCUGCGAACGGAUCUAAAUCGAAGGGCAAAUCCGCAGCUGCCACGUCAUCGGCGAAAAAGCCCACCGCGGCCGCAGCAGCACCGGCGGCCCAGCCCAUCCAAUCGCGUCUCACCUUCCCCGGAGGGACGGGCGCCGCGAAGACGGGUGCAACUGGGUCAGGCUCGGUCCGCUCACGCUUAACCUUUCCCGGUAAUCAGCCGCCAGUUCAGGGGGUUCAGGUUCCCCCGAACCUCCGCUUUGCCGUGGGGUCCGGGGCGGCAGGUGCGGGGAGGGGGAGUGCGCGUGGGCGGGGAGCAGCUGGAGCGGGCAGGGGGGGGAUGGUUGGGGGAAGGCGCGGGGCUGCGGUUGUUGCGGCGGGGGGUGUGAGAACGCGCGCUGCUGCUGCUAGGAAUGCGUUUGGGGCGACCAUGUUUGGGCUGGGGCCUAGGGGCGCGGGGAGGCCGGGUACAGUAACCAGAGCGCAGACUGCUGCUAGGGCGGGGGGAAGGGGAGGUGGAAGAGGAGGCGGGCGGGGGAGAGGGGGUAGGGGGGGACGCGGUGGGGAGAAGUUGUCAGAGGUGGAUUUGGAUAAUGACCUGGAUCAGUACAUGCAGCAGGGGUAUGAGGAGCACUAAAGGGUUUGUUUGGUUUGGCUGGUUUUGAGAGGACACUGCAUCCAUCAUGGUUAUGUGAUUGGGUUGGACUGACCUGACUUCACAUCUGGUCUACGUCUUCCAUUGGUUCCUGAAUCCUGAUGAAAACAAUUGUGGUUCGUCCGAUCCGGUAGUUCAACUGUUGCAUUUGGUUUGGCAUGCUGUUUUGCAUAACGAUGCCUUGGGUGACUUGGGAGGUGUUGAGGGAUGCAUUACUUCAACGGGAGGCCAUUACUUCAACGGGAGGAGUAAAACAGUAUUGGUUCAUCCACACUGAUCGUACUUGAAAUAGAGCAACAUUUGUCUGAAUUUCAUUUAUCUCUUGUGCCCAAACUAUGCUGUCUGCCCUGUAGAGCAUUCCCGCUAUGGUAGGGGAUGGAGUGCAUCUGGACCUAAUGGAAAAGAGAGGAGGCUUAUGGGCUAUUUUCACCUAUAGGCUUGGUGUCCUUUGCAUUAGUCACAUUAUAGCUCUAUCAGAUGUAGUACUUCCCAAUUCAAGCUACACCUAACGGUCCCUCCACGUGCUUCCCGCUUUGCCUCAGUGGUGGCCACGUGUUCGCAGUUCGCACCAGCGCCGUGUCCUUUCCAGCUCCCCACCCAAACCAGAUUCGCAU